Molecule: messenger RNA, 3685 nt
Organism: Lycium barbarum (goji berry)
Lineage: Eukaryota; Viridiplantae; Streptophyta; Magnoliopsida; Solanales; Solanaceae
Product: auxin response factor 5
Exons: 14
Coding region: 744-3491 (915 amino acids)
Biological process (GO): regulation of DNA-templated transcription; response to hormone
Cellular component (GO): nucleus
Molecular function (GO): protein binding; DNA binding
Source: RefSeq, a predicted model, not a curated record
UUUUUAAUUUCUUUAACUACAAAACUUGUCUGAGAAAGCUGCUACGGAAUCAACCAAAAUACAUACAUAGAGAAAGUGUGUGCACAGGAUAUAAGAGCAUGCAACACUCUUUCCACUUUCAAGAAACAGUAAUAUUUGCAGACUAUUUUUAAAUUUUUUUAAAAGAAAGAGAGAAAAAGGGGUAUUUUUUUUUUUUAUGAUGACCACUUUCAUUGAAAGGUCGGUUUCUUUUGAUGCAAAAAAAAGAAAAAUUAUAGCUAAGACCCCUCAUGCUUUGAUACGCGUGCUUUGAUGGGGUUCAUUCUUUUUUACUUAUAAUUUGCAAAUUUGUUUUCUUUUUUUGAAAAUAUAUUUGGUUUGAUGGGGUUGUUAUAGUAAGGCCCACUUAGAUUUUUCAGACCCUUUUUGCAGGGUGGUGUUUGUUCUUUGGUUUUGGAUUAUUUGGGCAUGUUCUCUGUCCAAUUAGAUUGUUUUCUUGUAUAUUAACUUAGAUUCUCUUCCCUCAGCUUUGUUUCUUUAGUUUUAUGGUGUCCUUUAGUAUGUUUUCAUUCCUCUGAAGAAUCAUAAUGAGGAAUGUUAUGUCCUUUGGUGGGUUGGUAGUUAUGUUAGUUUUUAGUUGUGUGAACUAAGAAAGAUGUCAUCUUGUUGACUACUGAUUGGUGGGUAGUGGGAUUAUUCUUUUAAAGAUGGGUUCUUUGGUUUUGUGUUUGGGGUUAAUGUAAAGGAAAUUUUAGAGGUUUUUUAUGGGUUCUGUUGAAGAAAAGAUCAAGCCUGGAAGUUUGGUUAGUGGAGCACAUACUCUACUUGAAGAAAUGAAAUUAUUGAAAGAAAUGCAGGAUCAUACUGGAGCAAGGAAGCUAAUAAAUUCAGAGUUAUGGCAUGCUUGUGCUGGGCCACUUGUAACAUUGCCUCAAGUUGGAAGUCUUGUGUAUUACUUCCCACAGGGGCACAGCGAACAGGUAGCAGUUUCCACAAAUCGAACAGCAACUUCACAGAUACCUAAUUAUCCAAAUCUUGCUUCUCAGUUGUUGUGCCAAGUUCACAAUGUCACCCUACAUGCAGAUAAAGAGACAGAUGAAAUCUAUGCCCAAAUGAGCCUCCAACCUGUGAAUUCUGAGAAAGAUGUCUUCCCCAUUCCAGAUUUUGGACUGAGGCCUAGUAAGCAUCCAACUGAGUUCUUUUGCAAAACUUUGACUGCCAGUGAUACAAGCACACAUGGUGGAUUCUCAGUUCCUAGGAGAGCAGCAGAAAAGCUGUUUCCACCCUUGGAUUACUCAAUGCAACCUCCAACUCAAGAGCUUGUUGUACGAGACUUGCAUGAUAAUACUUGGACGUUCCGUCACAUAUACCGCGGGCAGCCAAAGCGACAUCUUCUCACAACCGGAUGGAGCAUGUUUGUUGGAGCAAAACGCCUUAGAGCUGGUGAUUCUGUUCUAUUUAUCAGGGAUGAGAAGUCGCAGUUAUUAUUGGGAGUGAGGCGUGCUAACCGUCAGCAAACUUCAUUGCCGUCUUCAGUUCUGUCUGCUGAUAGUAUGCAUAUUGGAGUACUUGCUGCUGCUGCCCACGCUGCUGCUAAUAUAAGCACAUUUACAAUAUUCUAUAAUCCCAGGGCAUGUCCUUCAGAAUUUGUUAUUCCUUUGGCCAAAUAUAGAAAAUCUGUUUAUAACACACAACUAUCAGUUGGUAUGAGGUUUGGAAUGAUGUUUGAAACUGAGGAAUCGGGUAAACGCAGAUAUAUGGGCACUAUUAGUGGCAUUAGUGACUUGGAUCCACUGAGAUGGCCUGGUUCCAAGUGGCGGUGUCUUCAGGUAGAGUGGGAUGAACCUGGAUGUGGAGACAAGCAGAAUAGAGUUAGUCCAUGGGAAGUUGAGACACCAGAAAGUCUCUUCAUAUUUCCUUCCCUAACCGCAGGCCUCAAACGACCUUACCAGUCUACCUUUUUAGGAGCACAAACUGAGUGGGACAGUUUGAUGCACCGCCCCUUCAUGCGUGUUCCUGAAAAUGUAUAUGGCGAUCUUCAAAGUUCCUCGAUCUCAAACUUAUGGUCAGAACAGCUAAUGAAGAUGCUUAUAAGACCUCCUGGCGUUUCCGGUCUUCAAUCUGUGGUCCCCACAAUACAAGACGUUAAGGUUGCGCUACCUCAAGAAGCUCCGAAUGUAAUACAGGCAGCAGGAAACCCGAAGCGCGAGUUAAGUACUGUAGAAGAUACAUGUGCACAAAGUGAAACAAAUUCUCAAGUCAUCCUCAAUCAACCUACUGUCGUCAACUCUAUAUCUUCACUACAAGCAACUAUGCAGGAAAAGUCUCGACUACCACAAAAAGUAGGAACUGACACUGUAGGAGUAAGUUCUGAGCUAAAAAAAGAAACUAGUGCUUCAUCAGAUAAGUUAGAUCAGUUUCAGUCCCUAGACAAAGUGCCUAUAAAGCCCGCAAGUCCACAUAAUCCUUCAACUGAUGCAACAGCUUCCCACCAGAACAGCUUAUCUCAAUUGCAAGCUAGUCCGUGGCUCGUCCAGGCACAGUUGGAGUCACAAAUUCCAUAUAACUCUCAAAUUGUGUCUGCUGGUUCCAAUAAUAUCCUUCAAUGCUCCAAUAAUAAUGAGUGGAAUCUGCCCACUUUGACGAAGCAUGACCGUUCUUUGAUGUUGCCUGAUACUGUGGGUCCCGGACUAGCGUCAGUAGGUCAGGAUUUGUGGGAUCAUCAGUUGAAUGACGUGAAGUGCUUUUCCCAGACAAACCUUCAGGGUCCACUAGACAUAACUAACAUGCAGUUCCUACCUGAUUCAUAUGGUUUUAAAGACUUAUCAGAGGAGAGCCAUAAUCAAAGUGAUAUAUAUAGUUGUCUUAAUUUUGAUAGUAACAGUGGGAGCACAGUGAUCGACAAUUCUGUUUCGAGCACAGUAUUAGACGAGUUCUGCACUUUGAAACAUACUGAUUUCCAGAAUCCUUCAGAUUUUCUAUUAGGCAACAUCAGUUCUAGUCAAGAUGUUCAAUCUCAGAUUACAUCAGCUAGCCUUGCAGAAUCUCAGAAUUUCUCUGUAGUACAAGAUUUUGCUGACAACUCGGGUGGCGCAUCAUCAAGCAAUGUAAAUUUCGAUGAAUGCAAUCUUUUGCAGAAUAGCUCAUGGCAGCAAGUCGCUCCACGUGUACGGACAUACACAAAGAUACAAAAGGCUGGAUCUGUAGGCAGAUCAAUUGAUGUCUCCGGUUUUAAAAAUUACGAUGAACUGCGGUCUGAAAUUGAAAGAAUGUUUGGACUUGAGGGAUUGCUGAAUGACUCACGAGGCUCAGGCUGGAAGCUGGUGUAUGUGGAUUUUGAGAAUGAUGUACUUCUUGUUGGUGAUGAUCCUUGGGAGGAAUUUGUUGGAUGUGUUCGAUGCAUUAGAAUUUUAUCGCCUACAGAAGUCCAGCAGAUGGGAGAGGAAGGGAUGCAGCUAUUGAACUCUGCCGGACUGCAGGGCAUAAAUGGCACAUCAGAAUUUCCAAACUGAGCUCAAAACAAGUGAUCUAUGAGUUCACAGUGAUUGAUCACUAAAAUGCAAAGUAAUGUUGUUGAGCAACUUAAGAAGACGAUGAUUUACUAGGUUUCUGUUAUUAGCUUCUGCUUUUGCAGAGUUGGAUUUGUAAUUUGUGAGUGUUGACCCUGUAAGAAACAGCUUUAGCAUAUUGAACUUUGCCUUCCACA